AUGAAAGUAUUUUGUUUGUAUUAUAUCGCAGCCUUACUGAUCACGGUUGCAAACGGUCAGUGUCUCGGUCGCGAACCACUCUUACCGACAGGUCUCAGUCCAGGCUGGGCCGGUUUCGAUAGUUCUGUACCAUUCGACUUUGGAUUCGGCGGUCCAGGGAUUGGCUUCAAUACAUUCGCACCUCCAAACGGCUUAGCUGCUUCUUACGGCGGAGGACUCACAGUUACCAGUUCCUCGCCCAUUGCUCCAACAGGAUUAACAGUUACUUCUGAAAAUACUAUCGAAGGCACGCUGUCUCUUACCGGACAGCUACCAUUCUUAGGUGCUGUGUCUGCCGAAGGUAAAUUCCCUUCUGUUGGCGUUGGAUCUGUAACUUAUGGAUGUGGAGACGGUGUUAUUGGUAUCACCGCAGAAAACCCAGUCAUUCCCUUAGCUUCAGGGUACGGAAAUCUUGGUGCUCCAUACAAUAGCAGAGGCUAUGGUCCAGUUUAUUAA
Molecule: messenger RNA, 495 nt
Organism: Bombyx mandarina (wild silkworm)
Lineage: Eukaryota; Metazoa; Arthropoda; Insecta; Lepidoptera; Bombycidae
Product: chorion class CB protein M5H4
Biological process (GO): multicellular organism development; chorion-containing eggshell formation
Cellular component (GO): egg chorion
Molecular function (GO): structural constituent of egg chorion
Source: RefSeq, a predicted model, not a curated record